This is a messenger RNA of Cynocephalus volans (Philippine flying lemur), 849 nucleotides long. RefSeq names its product non-histone chromosomal protein HMG-14-like. The record is from RefSeq and is a predicted model, not a curated record. Gene Ontology annotation, biological process: chromatin organization. Gene Ontology annotation, cellular component: nucleus; chromatin. The transcript has a single exon. Lineage: Eukaryota; Metazoa; Chordata; Mammalia; Dermoptera; Cynocephalidae. Gene Ontology annotation, molecular function: nucleosomal DNA binding. Bases 1 to 306 code for a protein of 101 amino acids.
AUGCCCAAGAGGAAGGUCAGCUCAGCCGAAGGCGCAGCGAAAGAGGAGUCCAAGAGGAGAUCGGCGAGGUUGUCAGCUAAACCUGCUCCUGCAAAAGUGGAAACGAAGCCAAAAAAGGCAGCAGCCAAGGAUAAAUCUUCAGAUAAAAAAGUACAAACAAAAGGGAAAAGGGGGACAAAGGGAAAACAGGCCGAAGUGACUAACCAAGAAACUAAAGAAGAUUUACCUGCAGAAAAUGGAGAAACUAAAAACGAGGAGAGUCCAGCCUCUGAUGAAGCAGGAGAGAAAGAAGCCAAGUCUGAUUAAUAUCGUAUACCAAGUCUUAUCAGUGGUUCCUGUCACCCUUGUACAAUCCAGAGGAAUAUUUUUAUCAACUAUUUUGUAAAUGCAAGUUUUUUAGUAGUUCUAGAAACAUUUUUGAGAAGGAGGGAAUCCCACCUCAUCCCAUUUUUUAAGUGUAAAUGCUUUAUUUUAAGAGGUAAAAUCAUUCGCUGGUUGUUUAUUUUUUGGUACAACCAGAAAAUAGUGGAAUAUUGAAUUAUUGGAGGCUUUGACUGUCCUGGGUGUCAGCUUAACAUUCCAUAGAUGGGGGUAGUUUUUAUAUCCUGUAAUACAAAGCAUACUAAAUGGCAAUUUGAAGUCACAGUCACAUAUUUACUGUGUCUUGAACAUUUAAAAUUAGUUCUAUUCCCAUGUUAUUUUUUAGUAGAAUUGUUUCUUAAAGAAGACCGCUCCUUAAUCAUUGCUCUCCCUGUCAGAACUGUGUGCCCUCUGUAACAUCUUUGGUCAUGGUAGUCUAGUUUUCCUAAUAGUUUUGUUAAUGUGUUGUGAAUGAUUGGAAAUUUGAUU